UUUCAACUUUUUGCAGAAGUUUCUCAAUGGAAUCUUUCUCUGCUGAGACCAAUUCAACUGACUUACCCUCACAGCCUUGGGAUGAACCCCAUGUGGUUGUCUCCAUGGUCCUUCUCAGUCUCACUUUUUUAUUGGGAUUGCCAGGCAAUGGGCUGGUAUUGUGGGUGGCUGGCCUGAAGAUGCAGCGGACGGUGAACACAGUUUGGUUCCUCCAUCUCACCCUGGCAGACUUUCUCUGCUGUCUCUCCUUGCCCUUCUCUCUGGCUCAUCUGGCUCUCCAGGGACACUGGCCCUACGGCUGGUUCCUGUGCAAGCUCAUCCCCUCCAUCAUCAUCCUCAACAUGUUUGCCAGCGUCUUCCUCCUUACUGCCAUUAGCCUGGACCGUUGUCUUUUGGUACUCAAGCCAAUCUGGUGCCAGAAUCAUCGCAGCGUGCGAACAGCUUUCAAUAUCUGUGGAUUUAUCUGGCUGGUGGCUUUUGUAAUGUGUAUUCCUGUGUUCGUGUACCGGGAAACACUCACUGUAGACAACCAAAAUAUAUGUGGCUACAGUUUCAAUCUCCCCAGCCCAUUAGAUUAUCCAGAAGACCCUUUUUAUCCAGAUCUACUGGAAAACAGGUCUCUUGACGACUCCAUUGUUCAGCAGCCUGGAGAAAUGGACGAUAGGUUAGAUCCUUCCUCUUUCCAAACAAAUGAUCAUCCUUGGACAGCCACCACUGUCCUCCAAUCUCAAACAUUUCAAAGACCUUCUGGAGAUCCACUCCCUGUGGAUUCUGCUACAUUAACUAGUCAACAUUUGUAUUAUAAUGUAUAUAAACCAGCUGAUGUGGGCUCACCUACAAUCUCCCAUGGGUUUCCCAUUGAAGGUCACAGAACUAACCCACCGGAUAACUCUGACGCUCUUCUCUCUACUGAUUCAGACCUUUUCCCUAGUGCUUCUAACAAUUCUUUAUACGAGUCUAAGUUAGCACAAGAUUUCCAGGAUUACAAUUUCAGCCAACUGACAUAUAACAAUCAUGUGUCAAAACCCAUGGUGGCGAUAACCAUCACUAGGCUAGUGGUGGGUUUCCUGCUGCCUUUUAUUUUCAUGGUGACCUGUUACAGUCUCAUUGUCUUCCGAAUGCAACAGGGUCGCUUCGCCAAGUCUCGGAACAAAACCUUUCGAGUGGCCGUGGUGGUGGUGGCUGUCUUUCUUGUCUGCUGGGCUCCUUACCACAUUGUUGGAGUCCUGUCAUUGUUUAUUGACCAAGAAACUCCCUUUGGGGAAGCUCUGAUGUCCUGGGACCAUGUGUCCAUUGCUCUAGCAUCUGCCAAUAGUUGCUUCAAUCCCUUCCUUUACGCCCUCUUGGGGAAAGAUUUUAGGAAGAAAGCAAGGCAGUCCAUUCAGGGCAUUCUGGAGGCAGCCUUCAAUGAGGAGGAGCUCACGCACUCUACCAGCUGUCCUGCAAACAAAGAGUUUUCGGAAAAAAACAGUAUCAGUACAACUGUGUGAAAAUAUGGAGCAGGCAACCUUAGCAGAUUUCUUAGGUUCCACUCAAUGCAUGUUUCCAAAAGGAUGAAGAAUAUGGUGAGCAGAGGACUUCAGAACCCACCAACGAAUCAAUCCAGUGGUUCUCAAGGUGUGGUCACAGGCUACUGACAUCAGCAUCACCUGGAAACUUGUUAGAUAUGCAAAUUCUCAAGUCCCAUCCCAGUCUUGCUGAAUCCAAAUCUCUGGGAGGUGGGGCCCAGCAAGUGUUUUAACAAGCCCUCUUGUUUCUGAUUAAUGCCAAAUUUGAGAGCCAUUGUAAAAAGCUAGUCUAUUUCUAUCACAAACUAAGCCACGUGAGAUAGAUGAGAAUCUAGUCUGUUUUCAAAUGUUUCCAUUAUAUA
Propithecus coquereli (Coquerel's sifaka) is the source of this 1870-nucleotide messenger RNA. RefSeq names its product complement component 3a receptor 1 (gene C3AR1). Gene Ontology annotation, molecular function: G protein-coupled receptor activity; complement component C5a receptor activity; complement component C3a receptor activity. Gene Ontology annotation, cellular component: plasma membrane. The record is from RefSeq and is a predicted model, not a curated record. NCBI's taxonomy places the organism in Eukaryota, Metazoa, Chordata, Mammalia, Primates, Indriidae. The coding region runs from base 27 to 1490 and encodes 487 amino acids. Gene Ontology annotation, biological process: phospholipase C-activating G protein-coupled receptor signaling pathway; positive regulation of cytosolic calcium ion concentration; inflammatory response. The transcript has a single exon.